GAUAUAAACGUCAUUUGUCAUUACCGUCGAGAUUCACGUCAAAAGUAUGUCAAUUUUCAUAUUUGUUUUUGACUUAAAAAAAUCAAAAAUCUGCUUUUUUGGAAAUUUUUUGGAGCGGAAUAUAAUUAUUGUAUCUUAUUAGAAUGAUUACAUAUUUCAACUAUAUUUUCACAUAAUCCGUAAAAUAUUAAUAAUAAAAGGAUGUAUAUUGUCUUCAGAUUUAUAACUCGUUAAAAACUUUAUUAAAAAUGUCUGGAAACGCACCACCAGUAAUAGAAGUCAGUCCUGAAAAUAACCAUCUUAAUGGACCCUUCAUCAAUACCAAUAGGAUUAGAAACAAUAAUAACCAAAAUCCUUUAUUUAAUGUACGUGAUAGAUUAUUUCAUACGCUUUUUUAUAGAGCUGCCUUAGCUUAUGCAAGGACUUUUCCUAGACCAUUGAGAAGAUUUUUAGAAUUUCUCACAUUAAUUAAGGCUAUAGCAGCAUUUUUUGUUUUGAUGUAUAUACACAUUACUUUUUCUCGGUCACCAUCGACAUGUUUGAACCAUGUAAAAGAUACAUGGCCUAGAGAUGGGAUACUUAGAGUAGAAAUAGUGAGAAAUGUAGGAAAGGAUUAUAAUAUUGAACAGAGUUAUGCUAAAGAGGAAAAACUGAAACAACAGGGCAAAGUAGAAGAUUUUACCCAUGUGAUUGGGCUGUUAGCAAGGGACAGUUUUGUUAAUAUCGAACCAAGUGCAGUUGAGGAUAGUUCUAAAGAAACUGAACCACUGCAAGCUGCUGUAGAAGGUAAAAUCAAUAGUAAUGCAGUUAAAACAGACGAAAAUGAGAAGAAGUUGAUAUCAGAUGCGUUGUUAAAUGUAUCAAAAAUGUCUCCUACAUUAUGGGAUAAUUAUCAGUUAUUUACUGAUCAUCCAAUGGUAACCACUGAGAAAUCUUCAAUUUUUGAGAGGCCUACACAUGGAGUCAAUAAUGAAAGUGAUAGUUUGUUUGCAGUUACAGACAUUAAACAAAAUGUGAUAGAUGCUUCUGAUUCUCAAACUAAAGCUCAACAUGAACAUGAAUACAUAGUAGAAUUCGCAUUAGAAUAUGGAUUUUUACGACUUAGUCCCGCUACUAGAACCAGGUUGAAAAUCCCAGUGGAAAUCGUUACUCUAGAUCCAGCUAAAGACGAGUGUUUUGGAGAUCCUUUUAGUAGACUUUUGUUAGACGAGUUUCUUGGAUACGACGACUUAUUGUUGUCCUCUAUAAAGACCUUAGCAGAAAGCGAAGACAAUAAGGGUUAUUUAAGAAAUGUCGUAUCUGGAGAACAUUAUCGGUUUGUUAGUAUGUGGAUGGCGAGAACGUCGUAUUUUGCAGCAUUUUUCAUUAUGAUUGUGUUUACCGUUUCAGUUUCGAUGUUAUUGCGAUAUUCUCAUCACCAGAUAUUCGUCUUUAUUGUCGACCUCCUGCAAAUGUUGGAGUUUAACGUUACCGUGACUUUUCCCGCUGCUCCUUUGUUGACAGUUAUCUUAGCCCUUGUCGGGAUGGAGGCUAUUAUGUCGGAAUUUUUUAAUGACACAACCACGGCGUUCUACAUAAUUCUUAUAGUGUGGGUGGCAGACCAGUAUGAUGCUAUUUGUUGUCAUACAUCGAUCACGAAACGACAUUGGUUGAGAUUCUUCUACCUCUACCAUUUCUCGUUUUACGCCUAUCACUAUAGGUUCAACGGACAAUACAGCAGCUUGGCUCUAGUCACGUCUUGGCUGUUUAUACAACAUUCGAUGGUGUACUUUUUUCAUCAUUACGAGUUACCAGUAAUCUUACAACAAGCCCAUUUCCAACAGUUCCUAUUACGUAAUACUAAUCAACCGUUACCUACGCACGCUAUCACAGUGGCCGCAAGAAGAAUAACCGACCUCAUUUCGACGGUGAGACCUAACGCCACCACCCAAACGUCAGGUACGACGAUGCGAGCCGCAACGUCGACCUCCACAAAUACAGUUACCACAACCACAAUUUCAGUUGGUACCAUUGCGCAACCCAUAAGUUCGAGUCAAUCCAGUCAAACGACUUCUACGGCUGUUGAAACCACCGAAUCCCAAACAUCAGGAAGUGGUCCGACGCAACCUGUUGGUAUCCAAACUUAUGAUUUCGAGAGUAUACCGCCGAGCGGUGGCUCAGAUAGUCCCUAAUAAACCAAAAUUGAAACAUAGUUGUCAAAGAGAGGAUUCAAACUACAUUUAUUUAUGGUUUUUUUCUUAUUUUAAAUAAUAUAUUUAAUUUUUAAAAGAGUAUACAGUGAGAGUCUAUUAGUUUUAUAAUUUAUUAGUAGUAAUAACACAUUUAGUGUCUUUAUUUUUACAGUAACAAUAAAAUAAAAUAAAAAUUAACGUAUGGAAAACCCCGAUGAAUCUAAUCUAUAAAAUUAGGAUCCACUGCGCCUCUUUUUCUUUUAAUUGAUCUAUAUGGUUUGAAAAAAAAUUUGACCGAGUACUGAAAGUCUUUUAAAAAAAAAUCAGUCAUCAAAAUAUUUCCUUUCAAUAUCUAACUAAAUUAAAUUAUGCCCAAAUUAAAUAUUCUUCGAUGUAGCUAAGAUACAAGGAACGUGAUUAAACUUUGAUUUAAUUCAACGUGGAUGUCAUUUUCCAAAGUAAAUGAAUUUUUUCUUGGUGGGACAUUCAUAACGUAAAAAAAUAUUUUUAUUACUUUCUUAAUAUACGGAUAUCGCUCAUUGUAAUUGAUCAUUGGGAGUAACUUGGAGCGCGUUAUCUGAUUAUGAGAAUUCUGCAAACAUUUAUGAUAACUGGAAGUUUCGUUCAACACCAUAUUCGACUCACAUACGUCGAUCAAAUCAUUGUAUUAAUCACAUCACAAACUAGAGAGUUAUUUGAGAUUAUCAGAUAGAAUGGAACUGUGUGGAAAUACUUUUUUGUGAGCAAAUUAUAGUUCAUUAAAUUCGGUUCUAAUAACUUUGAGCAAUUAUUCAUUGAAGAUAACUGCGUAUUACCUUAUUGUAGGUGAUAAUAUCUGAUGGGAAGCGCCUAGAGAGGUUUUAGAUGGCGGAUUCGAGUAAUCUGAUUGAUACGACGCACAGGAUGUUUGUUAUCCAUUAUAAUUAUCAAUACUUCUGAUCGAAAUAUUCAUAGUGGCAUCAAACGAGCUUUGUGAUUAUCUAGUUCGUUGUCCUGUUUUCAGAAAAGUAUAUUGCAUCAUUUCAAGGGUAUUCAAGAUUAUCUUUACGUUUAGACAACCGACAACCGGUAACAGGGCGACUGAAGAUCAGUUCUUAUGUGAAAACAAAAGUUUGUAUAAUGGCUCGUAACUGCGGCACACGGGCUCGACGAAGGAUCGCCGUAGGCUCGCCGUACGAAAUGAUAGGGAUUGAUAAUACGUUAAAUAACUCGUUUAAACAUCUUGUAAAUGUAUUUCGAAACAUGUUGACCCUUGACUCGUACUUCUAAUCAUGGAGUAAAAUUAUUGAGUAUUGAAAUAUAACUCAUUAAAAAUUGUGCAUUAGAUAACUAACAACCAUUUUUAUUGCUGUUGAUCUGUACUGAUAAAAUAAAAGCCCACCGAUCAACAACUUGAUGCCCGUUCGAUAAUUUUGGAGAAAGCUCUUUUUUGCUUCGUUUCCGAAAUUCAAAUCUGCGCUUUAGGCUAAAAAUUGGGGUUGAAAAAAAUCUCUCUUCGCAUUUUAUAUAUACAACAAAAAUUUUAAAUCGUCUCGCUGUAGCUUAUAAGCCAUAUUUUAGUUAAUUAUUUCCAUUUGUAUCCUCUUUCUGUACAAUCUUUUGUAUGAAAAUGUUUUUGUUGCUUAUGUUUAAUGUAAAUAUUGUUAAUUUGUUCGAUAGGUGGUUGUAGAAUUAUCAAAUUUAAUAAAGACAUUAAUAUUU
Messenger RNA from Diorhabda sublineata, 3872 nucleotides. Its product is annotated as membralin. Lineage: Eukaryota; Metazoa; Arthropoda; Insecta; Coleoptera; Chrysomelidae. Gene Ontology annotation, cellular component: endoplasmic reticulum. The record is from RefSeq and is a predicted model, not a curated record. Bases 249 to 2171 code for a protein of 640 amino acids. Gene Ontology annotation, biological process: positive regulation of ERAD pathway; response to endoplasmic reticulum stress. The transcript is spliced from 11 exons.